AUGGCUAUUGAGGGAAAUAUUCACCAAGGUUGCAACAUUAAUGGUAUGCUUACAACAAGGAGAGAUAUACCAAAGAGCAGCGAAAAAUUAAGUGUAAUUUGUCCAAAUGGUUCUACUAUUACAUGGUUGGGAUAUAAAACAUUAAAAGAAAGUGGAGUAGUAGCAAUGACAUUUGGAUGUGAUGACAAUAAAAGCUUUGCAGUUGUAGGUGAUACAACAUCUGGUUUUAGUGAAAUAAACCAUACAAAAACUCCAAUAAACUAUAUGGAAGUCGGAUAUGGAACUAUACAGUUGAUUAAAAAACGUCAUAAAAAGCAUUCGAAAUCUAGCCAGGUGAUAUCUAACUUAGAAGGCCCAAAUACAAAAUAUCAGGAAAAAGAUAUUUUUGGUAGACUUGUCUUAGGUAAUAAUGAAGCGAGUAAACAUGUAAUUAAUUAUAGCUGUAAAUCAUGUAGUAUUUUUACUAAUAAACAAUGGGUUAGUGGUAAUUUUCUUGGAUUUUGUUUUAUAUUGAAUAUGCACAAUAUAUUAUCAAAAUCAAGGAAUACAGAUCAAAGAUCUAUUUUAGGAAUUGGAGUUAUUGGAUUUGGUAAAAGUAGUUGGAAUAGUCCAUUUAGUUGGAUAGGUGCAAGAAUUAGUAUGAACCAAUUAAUAACUACAAAAAUAUGGCCUGAGUGUCAAAUGAUAUAUUCUUCAAGGUCAGGUGAUGCAUCUAGCUUUAGAUAUUCACUCAUAUGUUUAGGCUCUGGACAAGGAUUUGCUAAUCUUUCUUUUAAAAAAAAUUCUCGGGGUGGUUUGAGUUCAAUUUCUGCUCAUUGUAUAGGAAGUUCAAGUGAAGGAACUCUUGGUAUAGAAGGAACUACAAAUCUAUUUGAUAAUAGCCCAUCUACUAUCCCUGGAACAAUAAAUGAAAUAUCUAUAGCUUACUCUAACAAUACUUUAUCACCCUCUUUCAUUUUAUUGAAAACAUUAGAUAAUAAAAAGUACUUAUUUGGAAUAAAAGAAGAAUCAAGUAAAUCUGUGAGUUAUAAUGGACUCUUUAUUCAAAUUAUUUGUGUUGAAGUAACAAUAGUUGAAAACGAAUCAUUUAUUACAGGUAUCGGAUUUUUUUUUGAAGGAAAAGAAACUAAACACAAUAUCAAUUUAUCACCUCAUAAAUUAUUACCAAUGGUAGAUCUAACUAAAGUAUUUGCAAACCAACCUCCUUGGACUCUAAACAAUAUGAUCAUAAGUAGUGGUCAAAGACUGGGAUAUUGUAGAGAUUGGUCUGGUCAUUUAGUUAUUAAAGGAGAAACAUUUGUGUUUAUGUGCUAUGAAGGUGAGAAUAUUGAAAAGUAUAGAAUUUAUACCAAUGAUAUGGGCAUUACUGGCAUUCAAUUUUGGUGUUCGAAUACUAUUUCUGAAGUCCCAUCUUGGGGAUUUAUAGGUUAUAGAACUGAAAAUUCAUUUCAAACAUAUGAUCCACAAACAUUUGACUCUCUAUAUAAUAAUAUAUAUGAGGUUCAUUUUACUUGGAGUUCUGUAGAUUCACAUCCCUUAGGAAUGAUCAUUACUGAUUCUACUGGAAUUCAUACAGUAAAUCCAAGUAUAAAGAGUCAAAAAUCAACUGUAACUUCUCUAUGGAAUAGGAAUGAGCAAUUUUCUAAAGGUCCACUUGGUAUUUGUGCAAAAUUUAGUAACAAGAAACAACUAUUAGCAAUAGGAUUUAAAUCUAGUUUUAAUGUGGAGGUACCCUUAGAAAAAACAACUUUUGAUUAUAUUCAAGAAGGAAUUAGAUGUCGUGGUAAUAUUAUAAUAUAUAAAGAAAUGCAUUGUUCCGAAUAUAUUAACUCAUUACAAUAUAAACACAAAAGAAAGGGACACUUUACAUAUACAGUUACAUGUCCAGAGAAUCAAUUAUUGACAUAUAUGAAAUUAAACAUAGAAAAAGAUGAAUUAGUAGCUAUUGUUUUAAAAUGUUCUGAUGAUCAUUCUAUGUGUAUUAUAGGAGAUAUUCAAACUAAUUUUCCCUAUGGAUCUAAUAAAGCUGUCAUUCAAAAGAUUGAAGUUAGCUUUGGAUAUAAGAGGAGAUAUAUAAAGAAAAUUCCAAGCAUAACUUUGCUUAAAGUUGAGUCUUUAAAACCUCAUAUAGAAUUUGGAAAAUAUUAUGUUAGAGGCACUAAAGAAAUUAAGCGUGUUUGGCAGUCCAAUGGUUUUAAAGGUUUAUGUUUUGGUAUGAAAUUAUUAAGUAACACUUUUAAAUCAUUUCAUCAUUCUAAAGUUUCUAUAACAGCUAUUGGAGUACAAAUUGAUCAAGUUUAUACUCCAGAAUAUGGAGCAAUGGUUGACACUCUUCCUUCAGGAAGACUUUUAUUUUCACCUCCAGAAUAUAUUAAUAGAAGAGGACUUUGGCCUCAGUGUCAACAGGUAUUUGGUAAGAGAAGUAGUUUAACAAAACAUUUUAUGAUCAGCUGCCCUGAUGAAAUGAAUUUCAAUGUAUUUAAAAUGUGUAUUUCAAAUCAAGAUUUAUCUGUGAUACUUAUAGAAGCAUCCUGCUCAAAUGCCCAUAUUCAACUUCCUCCAAUAAGAAUUGGAAACAAGGAUGGAAUUCCAUGUACAGAAAAAUCUAUUACCGGUAAAAUUGAGGAAUUAAUUGUUGGAUUUCAUAGUACUUUUGGAAAAAUGAGUGCUUUAAAGGUAAAAGCUACUGGUUUUCCAACUUUAUCUAGUUUAGAUAGGCAUAAUACACAAGAUAUGAAAUUAUAUUAUUGGAGUGGAUCAGAACUUAAUAUGAUUUGUGUAUCAAUAGAAGGUAAUAUGAUAGUAGGUUUUGGAGCAUACUUCAAAAUUUUAGGAGAUAAAGAUUUACAGCCAAUUGGAAUUAUUUCGAAUAUACCUGAAACAUAUAAAAGUCAACUCAAAAUAGAUAUGAUUAGGUCUAUUGGAGAAGUAGAUAUUAUCAGAGAUCAAUUAGAAAUAGAGUCAAUUUGUACAGAAUGGGCUAAGUCAACUGAAAAACCUAAAGAUAUUUUUGCAAUAAAAUGUCCUUUAGGUCUUUAUUUCACCUAUUUAAUUCUUGGACUGGAUCAUUAUCAUAAACAAAUUAUACAGCUAACACUUAGCUGUGGUAUUCUAGAUAUUAAUGGAAAUCCUGUAUCUAAAGUAUCAGUAGGUCAAGAAGCUCAUAUUAAUAAUAUGCUUUCAAUUGAUCUCACUCAAAUUGCUUUAUUGCAAGUAUCUUUUGCAUCUAAACCAAAUACAAUGUCCAUAACUGCGAAAAAUACAUAUGGAAAUACUAUUAACUCUUUUCAAGCAGUAAAUCCUCAAACAAACACUCAGUUCUCUCCUAUAAGCUUUGCUGAGUACAAUACUGCAGAAAAUAAUUUAAAUAUAUUUUGUGUAGGAAUUAAGUCAGAUACUUUUAAUAUGACAAGACAUGAAAUAGUAUCUAUUGGAUUCCCUGUAAAAAGUCAACAGGAACAAAUAUUAUCACCACCAAAUAGUGGAAUUGGAACAUUACAACAUUCAGGACAACAUUUAUAUAACCCAAAUACUUCAUUGGGAUUUUUUGUAAAAGAUAUGGAUACUAUUGAAGGCUCACUUGCCAGCUCAUUAUGCCAAGGUUGGCGUGAUUUGACUCCUUCACCAUUACAAGAAAUUAAAAGGAUUGGAUUUAAAUGUCGGAAUAACGGUAAUAUUAAUUUAUUUAAAGUAUUUGCACAUCAUGAAGCAGGUUAUGUUGUAGGUAUAUCUGCAAGUUGUUCAACUUAUGGAAAUUUCCAUGUAGGUCAAAUUUCCCAAUACUCUAAGGAAUUAGGAGAUUCUACCUCAAGCAUAAAAGCAUGUACAUUCCAAUGGACUGAAAAUUACAAUAACCCUGCAUCAGUAUUAGUUUCGGAUUCCUUACUUCGUGGUUAUGCACACUACUCAUCAGAUAUAAUAUCAUCGAAGAAAAUAUCCAAGUCUGAGUUUCAAGGUUCAGAAUUAAAAGGUGUAUGUUUUGAUAUCUUAAAAAUGUUAACUAAUGGUCUAUAUAUAUAUAAUGUAGGUUUUAUAUUUUAG
Messenger RNA from Cryptosporidium muris RN66, 4041 nucleotides. RefSeq lists its product as uncharacterized. The record is from RefSeq and is a predicted model, not a curated record. The transcript has a single exon. NCBI's taxonomy places the organism in Eukaryota, Apicomplexa, Conoidasida, Eucoccidiorida, Cryptosporidiidae. Bases 1 to 4041 code for a protein of 1346 amino acids.